CUGAUGUCAGGUCAUGAUGAAAAUCCUGUAACAUUUGAUUCUCUUUGAUAUCCGUUAUCAGAUCAACUUGGUCUGCUACUAAUGCCGUAACUAAUCAAAUUUUUCUUUUCUUGUUUUUUAUUUGCCUUAAACACAGAAUAUUAACUUUUAAAUCACAAAAGCAGACAAACAAGCAAGCAAACAAACAAACGUAGAAUGGAAAACGGACGUAAUACAAAUCUUCGUAGUCUUGUCCGUCCUGUCUCACCGUUAUCCAGAUGGCAGAAAGCACCACUACCACUUGUCGAUGACAAAUACAACGAUGAUGAUGAUGCUGUUGUCGACAGUGAUUCCGAGAGAGUUGGUCGUCGUAAACUGUCGUCCUCGUCUGGCAAACAUGGUCAUCGUAGAAGUAGAAGUCGAUCACCGGCUAUAUUUUCCUCGGUACAUCUUUCUUCAACUGGUACAACAACAACAACAACAGCAGCAACAGUAGACAGACCUCCAAGUGAAGAGACUAGACGUAUUAUUGUACGUCGUCCACUACAUGACCAUCCUGAACCAGAAGAUGAUUAUGCGGGAAAGCCGAGUUCAUCAAAACAUCAAAGCUUGAAGGCAACAGAUGACUAUUCACGAUCAAUGGUCACUAGUCAUAACAAUACUAAAAGACGUUCAAAAGAUGAACGUUCAAGAAAGACAAUGCGACGUUCAAUGUUGCACAAAAAUCAUCGCUCGAUACCACAACCAAUACCACCAAGUGGUAUUGACCGAGAGAAUACAUGCCCCAUCCUGUUGCGUAUCUUUUAUUCGACAAAUUCACGGCAUUAUUCAUUAUCCGAUUAUAAUAAAGGGAAAAUGCCGGAGAAUGAAAUACAGCUGAAUACUUGGAUUGAUGCAACUCUUGCCGAAUUGGCUGAAGAAGUUCGUAGUGUUGUACGUGUAGCUAGACGUCGAGGAACACGUAUGCAUUUCGCGGUUGUCUAUCCUGACAGUCGAGGUACAUAUGGACGUCGUCAACUUGGUGUUGUGAUUACAGGUUAUGGAGUAAAUUCUGGGGAUAAUUUUGAUGAAGAGCCCAAUGAUGGGAUGAACAAUAAUAACAAUAGUAAUAAUACGAAUUCACAGAAACCUUUCAACUUGGUUGACGAUUCAGCAGUGACGCUUAUAUCGAAAAAGUUCCAAAUUGGAGAUUAUGUGGAUUGUGCUAUUGUUGAAUACACUCCAGGUUCUUUAGGCGGUUGGUCUUCAGGACGUCGUCCAUUAGGCCCGCGACCACCACCAACUCUCAAUGCAUCUGAUUCACGUAAUUCUGCACUAGAAGAAGCACGAAUGAUAUAA
Messenger RNA from Trichobilharzia szidati, 1317 nucleotides. NCBI's taxonomy places the organism in Eukaryota, Metazoa, Platyhelminthes, Trematoda, Strigeidida, Schistosomatidae. The record is from the annotation of a GenBank genome assembly.